AUGGCAACGAAUCCAACCGUCAACCUCGGCGACAUGGACGAACUCAAGCGCGUCUUCACCCGCUUCGACACCAACGGCGACGGCAAGAUCUCCGUCACCGAGCUCGACAGCAUCCUCCGCUCUCUCGGAUCCACCGUCCCCGCCGACGAGCUCCAGCGCGUCAUGGAAGAUCUCGACACCGACCGCGACGGUUUCAUCAACCUCACCGAGUUCGCCGCCUUCUGCCGAUCCGGCUCAGCCGACUGCGACGCGUCCGAGCUUCGCGAGGCCUUCGAUCUGUACGAUAAGGACAAGAACGGCCUCAUCUCGGCGACGGAGCUUUGCCAGGUGUUGAACACUCUCGGAAUGAAGUGCUCCGUUGAUGAAUGCCACACUAUGAUCAAAUCCGUUGAUUCUGACGGUGACGGUAACGUUAACUAUGAGGAAUUCAAGAAGAUGAUGAGCAAUAACCGUCCUAGUGGAAAUUGA
This is a messenger RNA of Vicia faba (fava bean), 468 nucleotides long. The record is from the annotation of a GenBank genome assembly. Lineage: Eukaryota; Viridiplantae; Streptophyta; Magnoliopsida; Fabales; Fabaceae.